AUGUCUGGAGCGGACACCAGCAUUAGCAAUAGCUAUCCUAGGCGUUCUGACUGCGGGCUCAGCGUACACGCUACUCGAUCCGGAAGGGUCGACGGUGCGGAACCAGCCGAGCUCAUGGUCGAUGACCUCCAGGCACCUUUCGUUUUGACACUCAACAAUGGCCCUAGCCAUGUCUGCGGCAGAGACACACCGGUCGAGAUUCUUCCCGAAUCGCCCGCCUAUGUCAUACAAUCCUCGGGUUCGAGUAGCAAGCCCACUGUUGAAAAAUAUGUGGUUGUCGCCACCAACGUUGAGGGGAACCGUUCUCUCGUGGCGGCUAUCGUGCUGCGUCAAGAGCGAGACUGGUCCGAGGCCGUCCAGGAGCUGCGACGUCUUUGCCUACGCCUUCUACCAUCUUACAUGAUCCCGACUUAUUGGCUGCAACUUGGAUCGGUUCCACUGAACCAGAACGGGACGGUUGAUGAGAUGGCGAUCAAGGCGCUGAUCCAGGAAACUCCAGCUGUGGCUAUGCUCGGGCGCCAAAAGGAAACGACGAAGAUCCAAGAUCCAAUAGAAAAGACCAUUGCUAGUGUUUGGGCUGAUGUCCUUGGCCUCAAUCUGUCGGAGACCGGUCGUCAGGACAACUUUUUCGACUUGGGUGGCAGCUCGCUUCAGGCGGUCCAAAUGCUCAACAAACUGCGAAGCAACAAGAUAAGCUUGACGUUUGACUCUUUCUUUCGCAAAGACAGCGUCGAAGAUCUGGGUCAGCAAGCGGAUAUUAUUGAAGACGAGAUGAUGCCUUUGCCCUUUAGUCUUCUUCAGGAUACAGCACUUCGUCAGCAGAUGCAGUCCGUGGAAGAGGCCAUCGACGCAUUCCCACGCGUCUGGGACGUGAGAGGCCUCGAUCUCCUGCGCCUUCGCCUUGCGUUCCAUAUUGCAUUCUUAACUAGUCCCAGCAUGCUUAUCUACGAUGAUGUUUCUGCACUCUAUAACGGCUUAUUGCCGACACCGAGACCAGAAUUUCAACUAUUCGUUCGACAUAUUGCGCAAAGCAAUAGCAAGGAAGCCGAUGACUUCUGGCAACAGUACCUCGACGGGGCGUCGCAGUGCACUCUCAACUUCGCCCCGACCUCUGUGAGCCAAAACAUAAUAACAGCUGUGUUGCCUUUCAGUUUGGAAGAGAUGGCAAAGGGCUUGGGCGUUAGCAUUAGUUCGGUUGUUUACACGGCCUGGGCUUUGGUGCUAGCGCAGCACAUCGGGACUGAGGAUGUAGUCUUUGCCACCACCCUUGCAGGGCGGGACAUACCAGUCGUCGACGCUGACAAGAUUGACGGACCGACUCUAACUAUUGUGCCAAGACGCCACAUGCUGAACCGCCAGAGCACCCUCCGCCAGGCUACUGAGGAAGCCCACAGACAGUCCGGAAGCAUCAUGUCACACUCCCAGCAUGGAAUGCGUCGUAGCCUCAAGGCGGCGUCUCAACCCCUCGAUAUCUUCGAUACCAUGAUCAACAUUCUCCCGACCCGUGACGCACAAGCUGAGACUACACACGUUUUCAAGGCUGCCGGAGAAUCUGUGACAUGGGAGAGCGAGAUGACCACGUUGGAACUACGUCAAGUAGAUGGACAAGUCAAGAUUCGAUUCAACACUACUAUGGAACGCCAGCGGGCCGAGUUCAUCGUUAGCCAAUUCGCUGUUGCCUUGCAGACCAUCUUCCAUGAGCCAGAACGGCCCAUCUCAACCUUGAACUUCAUCACACCAGCCGAGCUUGCCAUGCUCCAAGAACCGGUUGAAAUGCCUACCGACCUGCCUCCAAACAUGCUCACGAACUUCGACAAGAUGGUUGAGCGAUAUCCCCACCGCAUAGCACUUCAACGGCAAAGUCUUGAGUCCUACAGCUAUGACAGGUUGAACCGGGUCUCAAAUCAGAUGGCCCGCCUCUUAAGACAGUAUGGCGUUGCACCUGGCGAUUGCGUUACGGUAUUGCUCGAGAAGUCUACCAUGAUGCUCAUCUCCAUUCUUGGAAUCCUCAAGGCAGGGGCUACUUAUGUUCCACUCAGCCCGGACAACCCAGCUGACCGAAACUUGUUCAUCAUCAACGAGGCUCAAGCGCGGCUUACUGUCACCGAGCAAGACGUUGAGCAGCACACGGUCGUAGGCAGAACGCUGCUCGUCGAAGAUGUGGACUUGACUCAGUACUCGGAGGCGGCUAUAGGCAUUAACAUCCCCAGCAAGAGAAUAGCCUACAUAAUAUACACCUCGGGCUCAACAGGACUUCCUAAGGGUGUGCAGAUGUCGUACGGUGCGGCUGCCGCCGGGAUCCAGAGUAUGAUGGCGUAUGAAGGUCGAAUUCUGGGCUCCUGGCGUGCGCUGCAAUCCUCAAACUGCAUCUUCGAUGCCAGUGUUCUUGAUAUCUUCAACACGCUCAACUCAGGCAGCACGCUCUGCAUGGCGCCAAAAGACCGACUCCUUUCAGACCUCGCGGGUGUCAUGAACGAGAUGCUUGUGACCCAGGCCUUUCUAACCCCCACCGUCGCGCGACUCUUGCGUCCCGAGGACGUGCCGUCCCUUCGACACAUCAGUGUCGGGGGUGAGGCCGUCACCAACGACAUCUUGGAAAUAUGGGGCAAGGAUGUCCGCCUAGUCGAGUGUUUCGGACCGACCGAGACGGCCAUGAUGGUAACCAUGCGCGACAUGGCAUCUGAUCCGAACCCGCGCAACCUAGGGCGUCUCUUCCCGACAACUCGCGCCUUCAUCUUGCAGAGGGAUGGCGAGGAGCUCGUUCCUUACGGUGCCAUCGGCGAGCUUUGCUUGGCUGGACCCCAACUCGGCGAGGGCUACCUCAAUAGGCCAGAAGUCACAGCCGCUGCGUUUGUGGACAUCAACCUAGGCGGAUUCUCUAAGAUAUACCGCACUGGUGAUCUGGUCCGGUGGAUGCCCGAUGGAGAGCUCGAAAUCAUCGGGCGAAAAGAUCAUCAGGUAAAGAUAAAUGGCCACCGCAUCGAGUUAUCCGAGGUUGAAGAGCAGAUAAUGGCAACGGGGCUCCCAAAACAAUGCACUGUUGUUGUGGCUGACUUGGAGGGCAAGCCCCAGCUUGCUGCAUUUGUAUCCUUUGACCACUCGAGCGACACCAAAGGCAUCCAACAGCCGGAACAGUAUGUGGCUGUUGUUUCCGAACUCAGAAGCAGGCUUAGUGGCCUUGCCCACUACAUGUAUCCCAAGGUUCUGUUUCCUUUGCUUACGAUGCCCCUGACGCCCUCGGGCAAAUCUGACAGGAAGCGUUUGGUGUCUUUGAUUAGCGAACUCGGCAGCGAGGAGCUAGUUAAGUAUAACUUCCAAGCGUUUGGUGGCACCACAACUACCGUAGCAACUUUCUCAUCGGCCGAGAAGUUCCUCGAGUCAGCCUUCCACCACGUCUUAGGAGUUGACUAUAAGCUUCUCGGCCGCAAUGCAAACUUCCUCUCCGUCGGUGGUGACCCCAUCACUGCCAUCAACCUCUCAGCGUACGCCCGAAAACACAAGAAAUCAAUUUCAGUCAGCGCCAUUCUGAAGAACCCGAGGCUGUGUGACAUGGCGGAGCAUCUCAUCUCGACGGCUGAGAGUCAAAAGAUAGUGGAGGGAGUUGUUGCAACGCGGGGCGUGUCUAAGCACCCUGUCGUACUCGAGGAUAUGAAGAGAGUUGGGUUGAGUGAGGACAAUGUCGAAGAUAUCUACGUAUGUCCUCCCGGCCAAGCCGAGUUCUUGAGCCGAGGCAGCGAUGUGUCCCAAGGUUGGGUUCUCAUGACAGUCCGACCGCUACCGUCCCCGCAUGAUUUGCAGGCCCGGGUGUCUGCGGUGGAGCGUCUGACAGAGGUUGACGACAUUCUCCGGACCACUUUCACCCGUCAGGGCAGCACCUGGUACGGCGCCGUGCUCAAGAACAGCAAGAUCACGAUGGAUUUGAUCCGCGUCGCGUCCGACGAAGAGAGACAGAAGGCAAUUGACGCCACCUACGCUUCGCGCUUUCGCUUCGGCGAGCCCUUUAUCCGCUAUGCCGCCAUCCACAAUUCGUCAACGGGUCGAGUCGAAAUAGUCACCAAGAUGGAUCAUGGACUCUAUGAUGGGACGCUUCUGCGCACUAUGCACACUACCUACAUGGCCGGCCUGGAUCGUCGGAAGCGCAAUGAUGCCCUAGCCUACUCCACGGAUGCAGAAAGAUUCCCAAAUGCGGCUGUCCGUUACCCGAACAUCGACGGCGAGCCGGCAGCCACGCGUUCGGUAGUCGUGCCAGGCCGCGUCGACGGCCUCAACGCCCUGGCCCGAGAUGCAAACGUCACGGUUGCCAUACUCUUCCAGGCAGGCUUCCAGGCGUGGUUGGCGCGCCAGACGGGCCGGCGGGCCGUGCACUUCGAUUAUCUCCAGACCGACGUAAAGGGUUCCAUUGGUGCUUAUCUCCAGCGCACACAGAGCGAUUUCUGGGAGAUGGCGGAGCACGAUGUCGUAGGGCUUGACGAUAUUUACAAGUUGGCAGGCGUUGAUCGCGCGCGCUACGGAAACAAGGCGCUCUUUCUUUUCCAGCCGUUCGAGCCGGUACCGGAGCCUACGGCGGUUGGCGGGGGAGACGGGGAGGCCGGUGACAUGCGAUGGGUGGUAAUGGCAGGCUCCGAGGUCACGAUGGUGCAGCCGUACGGCUUGGUGGUUGAGGUGCACAGACUGCAGAUGACGGACGGGUACAAGAUCAAGGUAACAUAUGAUGAGAAGUUCAUUUCAGAAACUGGAGCGAAGGAGUGCGGCGCGGGUAUUUGGGACGUAGUUACGGGCAUUAAGGAAUUCGGCGUUGACGGCGAUAUUGAAUUGUGUCCAAUCUUGCGUAUCAGUCCGUACGAGCUUCAUGUCAAUGAUCCGGAAUUCUACGACGUCUCAUAUCGCCAAGAUGGACGUUGGGACAAGUAUGCCUGGGUUGUAGAUGCAACUGUCGCCUGGGCACGACUAUAUUUCACGCUCGCUACAUUGGUCCAGAAGUUCGACUUUCAGUUCAUCGGCGCUAAUGCCGAGGGUUUUCAUGCCAGAUAUGACCAUUCCAUUAUAGGAACAAAGGGUAGAGGUACGCUUAUGACUACCGUUUCCUAUCAUCGACAAUACCCGAAUGCUAUGAGCGGAGUAAACUGCUCGAGGAGUUGA
Durotheca rogersii is the source of this 5139-nucleotide messenger RNA. Its product is annotated as nonribosomal peptide synthase side. The transcript is spliced from 7 exons. Gene Ontology annotation, cellular component: cytoplasm. The coding region runs from base 1 to 5139 and encodes 1712 amino acids. Gene Ontology annotation, molecular function: phosphopantetheine binding; catalytic activity. Gene Ontology annotation, biological process: amino acid activation for nonribosomal peptide biosynthetic process; secondary metabolite biosynthetic process. Lineage: Eukaryota; Fungi; Ascomycota; Sordariomycetes; Xylariales; Xylariaceae. The record is from RefSeq and is a predicted model, not a curated record.